AUGAGUAAGUCCAAGACCUCGUGCAAGGACGCGAUGAAGCAGUUUGAGGAGCUGCUGUCGAAGCUCCGGACCAUCCAGACGGAGCGGCCAGAAAUCAGCUCGCAGGACAUCGAUCCUCUCACGCUCUUAGAGUCCAACAAGGGCCUCAGCGCGCUCCCCGAGUACAAGAAGGUGACUCUGAUUGGCAUGGGAAUAGAGAAAAUGGACAACUCCCUGGGGCAGCUCAAGGCCUGCGAGCACCUCUCGCUAGGCUCGAACUCCAUUGACAAGAUCGGCGGCCUCACGGGCCUCGAAAACCUCCGGAUUCUGUCCCUGGGGCGCAACAAGCUGAAAAAGUUGGACGGCGUGGACGCCGCACCGGACCUCGAGGAGCUCUGGGUCUCCUACAACGACAUAUCCUCGCUCGCGGGCGUCGAGAAGCUCCCGAACCUCAAGGUCCUCUUCUGCUCGAACAACAAAAUCUCGUCCUUCGACGAGCUCGAGCGCCUGGCGGGCACCCACGUCAAGGACCUCAACCUUCUAAACAACCCCCUCUACGGCGACAUGGAGGAGGGCGCGCGGCGCGUCGAGGUGCUCAAGCGCCUCCCGAACCUCACCAAGCUCGACGGCAAGCCCGUGGAGCUCGACGAGCUCGACGCUGCGCGCGGCGCGUGA
Molecule: messenger RNA, 654 nt
Organism: Pedinophyceae sp. YPF-701
Lineage: Eukaryota; Viridiplantae; Chlorophyta; Pedinophyceae
Source: the annotation of a GenBank genome assembly